AUGGCUCCUGAAAAUUUCACCUGGGUCACUGAGUUUAUUCUCACAGGUGUCUCAGACCGUCCGGAGCUCCAAAUUCCACUCUUCCUUGUUUUCCUGGUCAUCUAUGGGCUGACCGUGGCAGGCAACCUGGGCAUCAUCACCCUCACCAGCAUCGACUCUCGACUUCAGACCCCCAUGUACUUUUUCCUCCGGCACUUGGCUAUCAUCAAUCUUGGCAACUCUACUGCUAUUGCCCCUAAAAUGCUGGUUAAUUUUUUAGUAACGAAGAAAACCAUCUCCUACUAUGAAUGUGCCACCCAACUGGGAGGGUUUUUGGUUUUCAUUGUAGCUGAGGUUUCCAUGUUAGCUGUGAUGGCCUAUGACCGCUACGUGGCCAUCUGUAACCCCCUGCUCUACCUGGUGGUUUUAUCUCGCCAGAUCUGCCUCCUGCUCGUGUCCCUCACCUACCUUUACAGUUUUUCCACUGCUAUUGUGACUUUAUCUUCUGUAUUCUCUAUGUCUUACUGCUCUUCCAAUGUAAUCAAUCAUUUUUACUGUGACACUGUUCCUUUGUUAGCAUUGUCCUGCUCUGAUACUUCCUUUCCAGAAACAUUCAUUUUUGUAUCUGCAAGUACAAAUUUGGUUUGUUCCAUGACUAUAGUUUUAGUAUCUUAUUUCAACAUUAUUCUGUCCAUUUUAAGGAUACGUUCGUCAGAAGGAAGGAAAAAAGCCUUUUCCACAUGUGCUUCACAUAUGAUGGCAGUCACAGUGUUUUAUGGGACACUAUUAUUCAUGUAUUUGCAGCCUCGAACUAGCCAUUCAUUGGACACAGAUAAAAUGACUUCUGCGUUUUAUACACUUGUGAUCCCCAUGCUGAAUCCCAUAAUCUACAGCCUGAGGAAUAAGGAUGUGAAGGCUGCCUGUGAGAGAUUUCUGUCAAAUGUAUGCCGUUCUUUUAAAUCAAUGUAA
Messenger RNA from Pteronotus mesoamericanus, 948 nucleotides. RefSeq names its product olfactory receptor 8J1-like. Gene Ontology annotation, biological process: G protein-coupled receptor signaling pathway; sensory perception of smell. Gene Ontology annotation, molecular function: olfactory receptor activity; G protein-coupled receptor activity; odorant binding. Gene Ontology annotation, cellular component: membrane. The record is from RefSeq and is a predicted model, not a curated record. The transcript has a single exon. The coding region runs from base 1 to 948 and encodes 315 amino acids. Lineage: Eukaryota; Metazoa; Chordata; Mammalia; Chiroptera; Mormoopidae.